Messenger RNA from Entamoeba invadens IP1, 3636 nucleotides. RefSeq names its product structural maintenance of chromosomes protein, putative. Gene Ontology annotation, biological process: sister chromatid cohesion. Lineage: Eukaryota; Evosea; Mastigamoebida; Endamoebidae. The record is from RefSeq and is a predicted model, not a curated record. Gene Ontology annotation, cellular component: nucleus; chromosome; cohesin complex. The coding region runs from base 1 to 3636 and encodes 1211 amino acids. Gene Ontology annotation, molecular function: protein binding; DNA binding; ATP binding. The transcript is spliced from 2 exons.
AUGUGGCGGAUUGAACAACUCAAUUUAAGCGACUUUAAGUCGUACAAAGGAAUUCAUAGCAUCCCACAAUUCCAUAACUUCCAAGCAGUCAUCGGCCCGAACGGAGCAGGGAAGUCCAACUUGAUGGACGCGAUAUCGUUUGUUCUGGGGGUGAGAGUGGGAUUCUUACGAGGGUCUAACCUUAAAGACUUGAUCCAUGAUGAUCCGACUAUGGACACUCCCCCGACACGUGCGUCGGUUGAAUUAAAGUUACGGCAUAAUACGGGAGACGAGAAGAUAUAUAAGAGGACAGUGAUGGUCUCGGGGUCUUCGGAGUAUCGAAUAGACAACAAAGUAGUCACUGAAAAGGAGUAUCAAAGUCAAUUGAGGGACAUCAACAUCGAUGUCAAAGCGCGAAACUUCUUAGUUUUUCAAGGAGAUGUUUCGCAAGUAGCAUCGAAGAGUGGAAAGGAGUUGACGAAAAUGAUCGAGUCGAUUUGUGGGUCGGACGAGUUGUCGAAGGAGUACGACGAUCUGAAAUUGAAGAAGGAGAAGGCGGAAGAACAAACGAUGACGUGUUUCCAGAAGAAGAAAGGGAUGAAUGCGGAGAAGAGACAGUACAAGGCGAUGAAGGAAGAAGCCGAGAAGUAUCAGACGUUAGAAGAUGAGAUGGCUGAGAAGAAGAAAGAAUUGAUGUUAGUCGAUAUAAGGAAUUAUAAGAAAGGGAUGGCGAAGUAUAAGAAUGAGAUGGAAGAGAAGAAUGAAAGUCUUGAAGGACUGAUCACGGAAAAGACGGGAAAAGAAAUGCAUUUUGAGAAGAGCGCGGAGAACGUGAGGAAUAAAGAAAACGAGGAACACAGCAAGCGAGACGAAUUAAGAAAGUUAAAAGGAGAGAGAGAAAACAUGAAGCCCAUGGAAGGACGAACACAAGCGAAGAGGAAGAUUUUGUAUGAGAAGUUGAAGAAAGCGGAGAAGGAAAUGAAAGAAGUCGAAAAGAGAAAUGCGGAGGAGAAAGAGCGAAUUGCGAAGUUAGAAAACGAGAAAGCGGAGAUGGAGAAACUAAUGAAAGACGUGGAACACACGGACAACGUCAUGAUGACUGAAAAACAGAAGAAGACGUUUGAGAAAAUGAACGAGGCGUACUUGUCGAGGUGUGGAGAGAAGGAGAGACGAAAGGACGAGUUAAUACUUUCGAUAACUCGAGAUGAGGAAGUCGUGAAAGAGUUGGGGAAUGUUGAAGAUGUAAAAGUGUUGAAAGAGAAGAUUGAGGCGAUUCAAACACAAAUCGGGAAGUACGACGAGAGCAUUGAGAAAGAAAAGGAAGAACAAAAGAGUGACGAAGAAGAGUUAGAAAAGAUGAGAGGAGCAUUACAAGAGAAGAAUGCAAAUCUGGAGAGAGUGUCCCACGCUUUAAAAGAGACUGAUGAAACGAUGAGUGAGUUACGAAUGAGUUUGAAAGAGAAUCAGCACGAGAUAUUAAUGAAUGAAACAAUGGACAACUUAAAGAGAUUGUUUUCGAAAGUGUACGGACAAGUCAACGAAUUGUACACUGCAAAUAACAAACGACAGAGUGACACAAUCAGUCUUGCAAUUGGGAAGUACAACAAAGCAGUUGUAGUUGAAGACACACAAACGGCGAUUGAGUGUUUGAAGUACUGUAAAGAACAACGAACAAAGAUUGUAUUAACCUUUUUGUGUUUGAAGGAGUUAAGAAGUAAAGACUUUUACGAGCUUGACGACAACUUGAAGAGUCUUGGUGCAUCGUUUGUAUACAACAACAUUAAGUUCUCUGAUAAGUACGAUUCCGUCUUCCGAUUUGUGUUGAACAACACGUUGAUUGUAGACACUCUUAAAACGGCGAGGAAGAUUGCUUUCAAUCAACGAUACAAACAUAUGUUCCGUAUUGUGACCUCAAUCGGAUCGGUUGUUGAGAAGAAUUCAUUGAUGGUUGGAGGGUCCCAACAAAAGAAGAGGACAAAGAAGAAUGCGAAGAAGGCCCAAGAAGAGUACAACGAACUUUCUGCCAAGAAAAUAGAGUUGGAGGAGGAGAUGGCGCAACUGCAAAGUGUUAAAGAGACUAACUUGGAAGAUUUUCAACUUCGAAUUAAUGGCCACAAGCAUCGUAUUGAGAUGUUAGAGAAACGGAAGAGUGAAGUAGAAGCCGAUCGAGAGAAGUCUGAGAGUGAAGUGAAGAAAUACGAGUUGAAGAGUAAAGGGAAAGAUGUCAAGGAAGUUAAGAAGAGGAUUUUGAGUAACAAAGACGAGAUGAAUUCAAUUGAGAAGGACAUUUUGGAGCAACAAACUGCAAUUUUCAAAGAGCUUAACGAGGAGCUUGGAAUUGAAAAUGUGUAUUUGAUGUGUUCGAAUAAGAGUGUACAGGAGAGAGAGAAGAAGCGAUUUACAUUAGAGCAGAACAUUAAAGUGAUAGACGAGAAGAUUCGAAUAGAACAAGAGAAAGACACCAAGCAGACGAUUGAAGACCAAAAGAAAGAAGUUGAGAAGAUUCAACAAGAGAUCAACGAGAAAAUUGAGAAAGUGGAGAACGAGUUGAAAGAGAAGAUCCGACGCAACGAAGAGUUGGUAUUAGAAAAGAGCGGGGAGUUAGCGCAAAUCGUGCGAGACGAGGAGAAGUUAAAAGGCGAGAUGAGUGAGAAGAAAAAGGAGUUUGAGGAAGUUGAGAAUCAAAUUCGACAAACACAAAAAGAUCAAAGUCACUUACAAAGUAUGUAUGGGAAGUUACAAGCUGGGCUUGAUGAGACUGUUCGAAGUGCGCGGAUGGAGCAGAUCGAGUUACCGAUCGUUGGUAAAGGCGAUUCAAAAAGUGACUCGAAAAGUCCCGACAAGUCGAGUAAAGAAGGGACUCAGAACACGUUACAAAUGAUGGAAAUAGUGACGCAAAGUACGACAUAUGCGGAGACAGAGUUUGACUUUAGUUCCAUUGAGAAGAUUAAAGUGAGGAAUAUGGAAGAGUACAAUGCGGUGAGGACAGAGAUGACCGAAGAGAUAGCAAAAUUGGAAGCAAAGAUCAACGGAUUAACGCCGAAUAUGAAAGCGAUUGAUCAAUUCAAUGGGAUAGUCGACAAGUUGAAAGACAUCAAUGAUGACUUUGAGGAGGUCAGAAAAGAAGCGAAGAAUGCUUCUGAUUUGUUCAAUGAAGUGAAACUGAAGAGAACAAAGAUGUUUAUGGAAGCGUUUGAUCAUAUCUCAAGUGCUAUCGAUCCAAUUUAUAAGGAGUUAACGAAGAGUUCUAAACACCCGCUAGGUGGGACCGCCUUUUUAUCAUUAGAAAAUACGGAAGAGCCUUAUUUGAGUGGGUUGAAGUAUAACGCGAUGCCACCUUUUAAAAGAUUCCACGACUUAGAACAACUUUCCGGUGGUGAGAAAACAAUCGCAGCACUUGCACUUUUGUUUGCUAUACAAAGCUUUUACCCGAGUCCUUUCUUCAUAUUGGAUGAAAUAGAUGCUGCACUUGAUGUCCAAAAUGUGUUACAAGUCGCAAAGUACAUCCAGAAGAAGUGCAACGAUGUCCAAUUUUUGGUCAUUUCACUGAAGGAUACGUUAUACGAAAGAGCAGAUGCGUUGGUUGGUGUUGCAAGAGAUCUUGAGAAGAAGACUUCAGUGAUAUAUACACUUGACUUGAAGGAUUACGAAUUUUGA